Messenger RNA from Lymnaea stagnalis (great pond snail), 2748 nucleotides. The record is from the annotation of a GenBank genome assembly. NCBI's taxonomy places the organism in Eukaryota, Metazoa, Mollusca, Gastropoda, Lymnaeidae.
AUAGCAUUGACGCCAUUUUGCAUCUUUACCGUAUUUCAUAUUUGCCAACUAUGACAUAUUUUCUAAUUAUAUAGAAUAAUUUGAAUUUCUUUUUAAAACCAUUUAUUUCAAAUCUUAAAAACUAUUUUCCUUGACAUCUGGAAGGUAAAAAAUAAUUCCCCAACCUUAUCAUUUCUUACUUCGUUAUUUUGCAUUUUCAUAAAUUUAGCCUUGUUGGGCAACCAUCGCAACCGCAAGCACCAGUGAGUUGUUUUGAUAAUAACAUAAUAGUUUAAACGUCAUGCUAAGUCUGACAUUACUGACUUAGUAACGUUUUGGUCGCGCAAGAUACAACAACAGCAUGGUCAGCGAAGCGAGACCUUGCUAUUUCCCGUCGUUUAGAAGCAAUUACAUUAUUUACUAACGACAUCGGUAGUAAUAAAGUAGUAAUAAUUAUUUUAAUUAGAAGUGUGAAGUUCUAGACUAAUGACAAAUGAUAAUUUAAUUAAAUAGCCUACACUUACACUAUAUUAUACUAUAUAUUAUAUAGUAUAUGAUGACCUAUUAUUCAUUAAAAAGUUUAUAAAAAUAACACUUUACUUUAUACAGUGUUAUCAUCAAAUUAAAUCUUAACUUUCAAGACUGACUCUACUUAUUUAAUAUAUUAGGUAUGCUUGGGACUUGCUGGUUACUAAGCUUAGUGCUUAGCCAACCAUAUUCAUAUCAUAAUAAUAAUCAUAUUUAUUGCUCUGUUGUCUUGUUUGAAUCACUGUUUUGUUAGUUUAUUGAUAAUUGUCAAGAUACAUUAAGUUCAGGAGGCCUAUAUUUAUAGUCAUAUUCUAGUGAAUGUGUAUAACUAUUAUAGUUUUAUAGUAUAGCCAUAGCCAGUAAUUACAAUUAUUAUGUAUUAUUAGUUAUUAUAUUAUAAUUUACAAAAAUAAUAACUCAGUGUAAACUAUUCAUAGGAAUGGGAUAAUAAAUACAUCAUUCACAUUCAUAUAUAGAAUAGCCUGUUAUUGAUUAAUUAUCAGCUAGUACAGGGGUUCUUAACCUUAGUCUUUUUGCUUAGCAGCACCCCUUCUUGAUUACAUUUUCAAAACCUUUCCUACACACCCAACCCGAUUUGAAAACAUUUUCACAUUUUCAACAAUAAAAAUUUGUAUAAAAAUAAAAUAAACAUGAUUUUUCUGAAUCUUACAUCACCCCCUGACAGAGUCUCCCACAUUGUGCCCACAUCCCUAGGGGGUUAGGGACUCCUUGUUGAGAACCCCUGGGCUAGUAACUAAGAGAGCAAUAUGCCUAAAUACUAAAUGGAGCAGCCUAGAACUAGAAAGUUUAUUAGAGUUAUAUCUGAUGUUUCUGCUAAGCAAGAAAAAAAUCCUAUUAAGUUUUUGCACCAUGUCUUAGAUUCUACGAUUUUACUAGUCUAUUAUUUUAAUUUUUGAUCAUUUGAAACGAUUAUCUUUUGUAAUUAUAAAACAAAAAUGAUAUGUGCUCCAAAUAUUUACAAAUAGAGAUUUGGCAGACUAUUCAAAAAAUGGUAGCCGACCUCUGAUCUAAUGCUAAGACUAAAAAAGUUUUUAGUUUUGGGAGCGAUAGUCUUUUUUUUAAAGAUUUGCAAGAAAUAGUCUUUUUUUUAAAGUCUAAAUAAAAUUCAAAUAAAAUUCAAUGUGAAUUUGAUGCUUAAUUUUUUAGAUUGUAUUACCAGUAGCUUCCAACCUGUGAUUAGACUUUUCAUUUAUGAGUAAACCCUUUAUAUUUAAAUGUAGCUUCUCAUAAAUCAAUGGUUGUCAAAAUCUGUUGUUUUGCUGUUUCAGCCAUUAUCAAUAUAAAUUUGGCCUACCCCUAGCCGUCAACCACACAACUCAGUUGUAUGCGUACCACCUCUAUUGUAUACUAAGGCUCUAGCAGAGGGAUAAUGGCUCUAGACAGCUCUUGUUUAUUUUUAUCAAGGGACAGCAUUUUUUGCCAACUGCAGGGAUGGGGGCAGGCGCUAAUCUUGGCAACCUCAAGGCAGCACCAAUUGUAGCUACAUCACUUUACUAAAUUUAAAGAUGUAUUAUAUAUGCAGCUAUCAUGCUUUUUGUAUUUUUAUUUAGUGAUAUAUUUUAAAGCUUCAAAAAGUAUUCGAAUAGGUUAAAUAAUUUAUAUAACACAUUACAGUUAGAAUUUUAAGACUUAAUCAUCCGACUAGAUUAUUUAAAUUCUUAAUGACAUUGAAUAACCACCAACAAACUUUAUUUCAAAUUUAUUGCAGUUGUGAAAAUAACUUAAUCUAACUGCAAGGGUGAAUAUUUAUGUUUUGUUUGGGAUCUAUUCUACCAAAUAAUAAAUAAUUUUAGCUGCCUAAAAGAAAUAAUUAAUUUUACAUCUUCAGAGCCCAACAUGGAUACCAGCAAUCACAUGUGUUUGAUAUGCAACAAAACUAUAAUUGGUCUUAUCAAUUAUGUGGAGCAUUUUAAAUCUCACGCCACACCCCAAGAUGGCCACAUUGUGGAGCAGAAGCUGAAUGCAUGGGAGCUGAAAAGUAUAAAUUCCUCAGCUUGUAUGAAUGGAGAAAAGUUCUCAAAAAAUGAGCAGCCAAAUCACAGGCAUUCCAACCACAGUGCACAAGAAUCAGUAACAUACAGCGGGGAUACCUCACCACUGUCAGAAUUUAUAGACAAUCAAGAUGAUUAUGCUGAUCCUGAUUUAGAAGGUGGGGACCUCCUUUCAUCAAAGCGCUGCCCAGAUUUUUUUCAGUCACUUGAGUUGAAGAGCGCUACAGAA